UAGAGUCAGUGUGGGAACUAACAUUAACCUGGUGGAAUAAUGGCACACAAUGAAACACAUCCCCUUUUGGAAAUACUAAACACUUUUAAUCUCGGUGAUAUGAUUCUAGCCUUCUGUUUAUCUAUUCUUGUGGGCCUGCUGCUGGGUGCGUUGGUCUACGUCCUGUUGACCUGGGCAUCCAGGCGCACGUCCACCGCCAAGAUCACCAGGCGCUCCAAAAGGAAGUCUCGCACUUCACGAGCACAAACCCCAAUGAACAGCCCGCUAGGCCUUUACCGAAGCACUUUCCUGAGUGUCUACAGACAACCCUCCCUGGAGCCAGUGGGUCCUCUGGGGAGCAAACCUGGGGCAGAGACCUCCACCUUUCGCCCGCAGGCCAAGAGGAGCAGGGCCCCGUUGGAGUUAGGAGAUGACACCCAAGUCACCAUGCCUGAGGAUACAGCGGCUUCAAUCUCGUCGGAUUCAGCAUCCCUCGUGCCUAACAAGAGGCAUUCCUUCUGGUUGGGCGGCAACGGACUUAAGGGAUUUCUCCCCUCGCAGACUCCCCCUCCUGCCUAUGACAGCGUCAUCCAUGCCUUUGAAGAGACUUGCACUUGAAACUGUCAGCAUGACAACAACUAACAUGUGGAAAAGUUACA
Messenger RNA from Scomber japonicus (chub mackerel), 638 nucleotides. RefSeq names its product myc target 1b (gene myct1b). The transcript has 2 exons. The record is from RefSeq and is a predicted model, not a curated record. Bases 40 to 597 code for a protein of 185 amino acids. Gene Ontology annotation, cellular component: nucleoplasm. NCBI's taxonomy places the organism in Eukaryota, Metazoa, Chordata, Actinopteri, Scombriformes, Scombridae.